CUUGGGUUAGUUCCUGUUAGGCCCCGGCCGGGGGAGUAGGUUGAAGUCUCCUAAGAUGCCCGGUGGGCUGGAGCACUGAGAGCUGUGAAGAAGGCGUGAGGAGGCGGCGAGGGGUGACCCGCGGCAGGCCCGAACAGGAGCGGCCGCCGAGCCCGCCUUCCCUGCACCAUGCUCAUAGAGGAUGUGGAUGCCCUCAAGUCCUGGCUGGCCAAGUUAUUGGAGCCGAUAUGUGAUGCUGACCCGUCAGCCUUAGCCAACUAUGUUGUAGCACUGGUCAAGAAGGACAAACCUGAGAAAGAAUUGAAAGCCUUUUGUGCCGAUCAACUUGACGUAUUUUUACAAAAAGAGACUUCAGGUUUUGUGGAUAAACUAUUUGAAAGUCUCUAUACUAAGAACUACCUUCCACCUUUGGAACCAGUUAAGCCUGAGCCAAAACCACCAGUCCAAGAAAAAGAAGAAGUUAAAGAAGAGGUAUUUCAGGAGCCAGCAGAGGAAGAACGAGAUGGCAGAAAAAAGAAAUACCCUAGUCCCCAGAAGACUCGUUCAGAAUCUAGUGAACGAAGGACACGUGAGAAAAAAAGAGACGAUGGCAAGUGGAGAGACUAUGACCGGUACUAUGAGCGGACUGAAUUGUACCGUGAGAAGUAUGACUGGAGAAGAGGCAGGAGUAAGAGCCGGAGUAAGAGCCGAGGCCUGAGUCGAAGUCGGAGUCGAAGCCGGGGGCGCAGCAAAGACCGGGAUCCCAAUAGGAAUGUUGCAGAACAUAGGGAAAGAUCAAAGUUUAAGAGUGAGAGGAAUGACUUGGAGAGUUCCUAUGUGUCUGUGUCUGCACCAACUCCGAACUCUUCUGAGCAGUAUUCCUCUGGGGCACAGUCUAUUCCCAGCACUGUUACUGUGAUCGCACCUGCGCACCACUCUGAAAACACAACGGAGAGUUGGUCUAAUUACUAUAAUAAUCAUAGCUCUUCCAAUUCUUUUGGUCGAAACCCUCCACCAAAGAGGCGAUGCAGAGAUUAUGACGAAAGAGGAUUUUGUGUACUUGGUGACCUUUGUCAGUUUGAUCAUGGAAAUGAUCCCCUGGUUGUUGAUGAAGUUGCUCUGCCAAGCAUGAUUCCUUUCCCUCCGCCUCCUCCUGGGCUUCCUCCUCCACCACCUCCUGGAAUGUUAAUGCCUCCGAUGCCAGGCCCAGGCCCAGGUCCAGGUCCUGGACCAGGUCCAGGCCCAGGCCCAGGUCCUGGCCACAGUAUGAGACUUCCUGUUCCUCAAGGACAUGGCCAGCCUCCGCCUUCUGUUGUGCUUCCCAUACCAAGACCACCUAUAACACAGUCAAGCUUGAUAAACAACCGUGACCAGCCUGGGACAAGUGCAGUGCCCAAUCUUGCACCAGUGGGAGCAAGACUACCUCCUCCUUUACCCCAGAACCUCCUUUAUACAGUGUCAGAACGACAGCCCAUGUACUCUCGUGAACAUGGUGCUGCUGCAUCUGAGCGACUUCAGUUGGGGACACCGCCUCCUCUGUUGGCAGCUCGUUUGGUGCCACCUCGAAACCUCAUGGGAUCCUCCAUUGGGUACCAUACCUCAGUCUCCAGCCCCACCCCUCUGGUCCCAGAUACCUAUGAACCAGAUGGUUAUAAUCCAGAAGCUCCUAGUAUUACCAGUUCUGGUAGAUCUCAGUAUAGGCAGUUUUUUUCAAGAACACAGACACAGCGCCCAAACCUGAUUGGCCUAACCUCUGGAGAUAUGGAUGCAAAUCCAAGAGCUGCUAACAUUGUCAUCCAGACUGAACCACCAGUUCCUGUUUCAAUUAAUAGCAACAUAACCAGAGUAGUUCUUGAACCAGAUAGCCGGAAAAGAGCUAUGAGUGGUUUGGAAGGGUCUCUGGCAAAGAAACCUUGGCUGGGAAAGCAAGGGAAUAACAAUCAGAGUAAACCAGGAUUCUUGAGAAAGAAUCAGUAUACAAACACCAAAUUAGAAGUCAAGAAAAUCCCUCAGGAAUUGAACAACAUUACCAAGCUCAAUGAACACUUCAGCAAAUUUGGAACUAUUGUUAAUAUCCAGGUUGCUUUUAAGGGAGAUCCAGAAGCAGCCCUCAUCCAGUAUCUUACCAAUGAGGAGGCCAGAAAAGCCAUUUCCAGCACUGAAGCAGUUCUAAACAACCGGUUCAUCCGAGUCCUGUGGCACAGGGAAAAUAAUGAGCAGCCAGCACUACAGUCGCCAACACAGCUGCUCCUGCAACAGCAGCAAACACUUAGUCACCUGUCACAGCAGCACCAUCACCUGCCACAGCACCUUCAUCAGCAGCAAGUGCUGGUGGCCCAGGCUCCUCCCUCAACGGUACAUGGGGGUAUUCAGAAGAUGAUGAGCAAACCACAGACAUCGGGUGCCUAUGUUCUUAACAAAGUUCCUGUGAAACAUCGUCUUGGACAUGCAAGUGGUAACCAGGGUGAUGCAGCACACUUGUUGAAUCAGUCAGGUGGUGCUGGAGAUGAUUGCCAGAUAUUUUCAACUCCAGGCCAUCCAAAAAUGAUCUACAGCUCCUCAAACUUAAAGACACCUUCAAAACUUUGUUCAGGAUCAAAGUCUCACGAUGUCCAAGAAGUUCUUAAAAAGAAGCAGGAAGCAAUGAAGCUACAACAAGAUAUGAGGAAAAAGAGGCAAGAAAUGUUAGAAAAACAAAUAGAAUGCCAAAAGAUGUUAAUAUCCAAGCUAGAAAAAAACAAAAACAUGAAACCAGAAGAGAGAGCAAAUAUAAUGAAGACUUUAAAGGAGCUUGGAGAAAAGAUCUCACAAUUGAAAGAUGAGUUAAAAACAUCUUCUGCAGUCUGCACACCAUCUAAAGUAAAGACAAAAACAGAGGCCCAAAAAGAACUAUUAGAUACCGAACUGGACCUUCACAAGAGGCUAUCCUCAGGAGAAGACACAACAGAGUUACGGAAAAAACUCAGUCAGUUACAGGUUGAGGCUGCACGAUUAGGUAUUUUACCUGUGGGUCGAGGCAAGACCAUGUCCUCUCAAGGUCGAGGAAGAGGCCGAGGCCGUGGAGGAAGAGGAAGGGGUUCACUAAAUCACAUGGUGGUGGACCACCGCCCUAAAGCACUAACAGUUGGGGGAUUCAUUGAGGAGGAGAAAGAUGACUUACUUCAGCAUUUUUCACCUGCAAACCAAGGAUCAAAAUUCAAAGACCGUCGGCUACAAAUAUCAUGGCACAAGGCCAAGGUGCCUUCUGUAUCCACUGAGACUGAGGAAGAAGAAGUCAAGGAGGAGGAAACAGAAACAUCAGAUUUGUUUUUGCAUGAUGACGACGAUGAGGACGAAGAUGAAUAUGAGUCUCGUUCAUGGCGAAGAUGAAAUCUGAUCUUGUUGCUAUCCAUGAACAUAUGCAUCCUUCAGUAGACGGCUUCCUUCACUGUGUGCAUUUUUACUGUACACUGUAUAGAGUAUCUGUUAAGUAAAAUAUAUCUGUAAAUUUAUGUCCUUGUGUUCUGAAUGUUAGAUGGAAAAGCAGAGGAGCAACACUACACUGUACUGACCCCUGGGGAAAUAAAAUGAUUAAUGUACAUAGGACGUCACUUUUUCAAGGAUACGCACAGCUAUGUUUUUAUAGUACGUUUGGCGUGAACGUUUGAAACCUCCUGUUGGCUUCAGAAGGUUCUUGGUGAUCACUAUGUCAAGGAUUUUGUUUCCUGAGGUGAAGACUGUUUCUCAAAAUAGAAACUAUUCACUAAGAAACUUAAAACCAUCAGGACUCUAGAUUUACUUGGCUACAAGAAGUUAAAUCCCAUGUUCUGACGAUCUUUCCUCUUCUACAUGUUUUCCUGGAAUGAUGUGUCAAACCAGGAUCAUUUUUAAGUUUUCAUGUAAUUUUCCCUUCAUAAUAAUAAGGACUUCCUCUUUCUAGGUUAUUGUUAUAUUUCUGAUAACACAAAGCUAAAAUAAGCUUAUAAAGGAAGGAAAACAUUACAGUGGGGUAGGGGUACCUAGAAUAAGCAAUCUUGCUCCUUCCUCCCCCAUCAUCUCUAACAAAAUUUUCCUGAUGUCUGUGGCUCAGUCGGUAUAUAUUUUGAAAGAUUCAUUGUGGUGAAUAUUUUGAGUCCUGACAGUUUAAACGUGAUAGAGGGAACAAAGGAUUUAUAUAUUUUUUGUACAAAGUUUUUUCUUAAACUGUAUAAUUUUGUAAAUAAUUUGUUUGGUUUUUUUGUGUACUAAAACUACCAGCGUAUAGAUUUCAAUAAGAAUUGUUGUAUUUUUGUAUUUGGAAACUGAAAAUUACAGUAAAUUAAUGGAGCUGUAAGGAAAUUUUCAGUAGACUGACAAUUCAGCAGAAUGAGAUUCCUUUUCAUAUGAUUUUUUAACCUAAAAUUGACAUCUUAUUACACUCUCAGUACAGACAGAGUUGAGGAUUUGUUUGACCUUUUUAGUUUUUGGGGGAGAGGGGGGUGAAAGAGAAGGAUGUUAAAGUGAAGAAUAGCUAGACACUUUUUCGAGUAAGUUUUGAGGCCCUUUAUAUAAAACUUAGUUUUCGAUACACCUAAAAUACUUCAUAAACGUCUUUUCUAAGACUUCUAAAACAUGUUUGACUCUCAAAAAUGUAUUCAAAAUAUGCGUUAAAUAUAAUAUUAGAAAAUUUAAGUUAAGGUUAGCAUAAACUAGUUAAAUGUAUAUAUUUUUUCCUUUAGGACUGAGAUCCCCAAGCAUUAGAAUUUCUCUUAAAAGCGAGUAACUAUGACUUGUUUUCUUGGCAUCUUCACUUACAGAAAUAACAUAUACCAUCUGAGGCAAAUUCUGUUCUUUUUAAUGUGUAUGACAUCUUUCUAAGUAGCCGUUGAGCAGUAACAACCACCAGCCUGGCUCUGUCAUCUUGGUUUACUAGUGGAUUGCUGCCCAGGCUUAAGAGGUAACCCCGGGGAAUGCAGAAUUUCCCUCAAUUUCUUCAUGCUGUAACAUUGAGAAAACAUUGUCACUAGCUAAGGUGAUAAAUUGCAAAACGUCUUGUUAGGGUGAGAAAAAGAGGUCCAUGGUGAUGGAUCAUUAUUUCAAAAAAAAAAAAAAAAAUCAUGUGAAAAGGAAUAGCGGUUCCUCUUGAUGUAUAGUAUGCCUGUAUUAUAGUUUUUACAAAAUUGUGAACUUGUGUAAUAGUAUAAUAGGAGAUAUUGUUGAAUUUCUAACUGUUUAUACAUUUAAAUUCAUAUAUGUAAUGUUUGUUUUAUCAAUUACAAUCUGAAUUUCUAAGAAGCAUGUUGACUUUUGCAAUAAAGAUGCAAUAUGGAAUGGUUCACAAUUGGAAAAAAAAAAGAUAAAAGUGUUACAAAUUUAAAAGAAUUUGGAAAAUUUAUGAACCAUUCCAAAAAUUAUAACAAUCACCAAAAGAGCUGUAAUUCUGGCUUGUUCUGGAAAGAAAGAAAAUGUAUGUGUAUGCUUGCUUGAGUGUGAGAAUGAAUGAGUGAUGGAUAUGUAUGUGUGUUUUAUGCUGGGUUCAUGUACAUGAGAGAAUGCCACUCAAUAUGAAUUUGGGUACCAAAGUCACUGGCUAUUAAAUAUUCAGUAGAAUAACUCCUUUGACAGAGUGGUCUUGAAAAUGAAAGAGAAGGGCAUUAAAGUGUUAACUUAUAAGUAAGCUUUAAUAGCCAUAUUUCUUUGUUCAUGGAUGGAUCUUGGUAUCCCAGAUAAAAAGCACAAACAAUUUUAUAAAAGCAAUUAUUUUAAUAUUAUCUUGAGGAUAUUCAAGAUGCCUGCAAACAAUAGGAAGGACAUUUUCCUUAAGCACAAUUGAUGAAUUGAAGGAAGUGAUGAACACCUUGAAGAGAUGAUCUAAAGAUAUGACAGUUCUAAUUGUGAUGGAUAUUUGUGAGGAAUAAGAAGAGAAGGAAGUGAUCUUACCCAAAAGGACUAUGUGGUGAUGGGAAAAGGAAGUAUAUAUCACUUGGGCUCCUCUUUUCUUGUUUUAAAAACUGCUUUUCUUAUAAAAUCCCCCUCCGAAUAUUUAUGCGUUGUCCAAGAAGAGUCGUUCUUUAAAUCUCAGCUUAUACAGGAAAAUAAUAAA
This is a messenger RNA of Balaenoptera ricei (Rice's whale), 6040 nucleotides long. RefSeq names its product RNA binding motif protein 27 (gene RBM27). The transcript has 22 exons. Bases 169 to 3348 code for a protein of 1059 amino acids. NCBI's taxonomy places the organism in Eukaryota, Metazoa, Chordata, Mammalia, Artiodactyla, Balaenopteridae. Gene Ontology annotation, molecular function: metal ion binding; RNA binding. The record is from RefSeq and is a predicted model, not a curated record. Gene Ontology annotation, biological process: mRNA processing. Gene Ontology annotation, cellular component: nucleus.